Venustampulla echinocandica is the source of this 633-nucleotide messenger RNA. RefSeq names its product putative B-cell receptor-associated protein. Lineage: Eukaryota; Fungi; Ascomycota; Leotiomycetes; Helotiales; Pleuroascaceae. The record is from RefSeq and is a predicted model, not a curated record. The transcript has 4 exons. Bases 1 to 633 code for a protein of 210 amino acids. Gene Ontology annotation, biological process: endoplasmic reticulum to Golgi vesicle-mediated transport; intracellular protein transport. Gene Ontology annotation, cellular component: endoplasmic reticulum membrane; endoplasmic reticulum.
AUGACGCUAUACUACAGCCUGGUGUUUGUGCUGCUGGUGACAGAGAUGGCUCUCUUCAUGCUACUCAUCGUACCCCUUCCAUUCACGAUCCGCAGGAAGAUGUUCAACUUCAUAAGCGAGAGCCCGUUGGUAGCGAAACUACAAUAUGGAAUGAAGAUCACAUUUAUCUUCAUCUUAAUCCUCUUCAUCGAUAGCGUCAACCGUGUAUACCGUGUCCAAGUCGAGCUUGCAGAAGCGAACAAGACCCAAGGAGGCGGAACCGCGGUCCUCGGCCACGAACGCAUGGAAGUCCAAGCCCGAAAAUUUUACUCGCAACGCAACAUGUACCUCUGCGGCUUCACCCUUUUCCUCUCCCUGAUCCUCAACCGCACGUACACAAUGAUCCUUGAUGUCCUCCGCUUGGAGGAGAAGGUUAAGAGCUACGAAGGCGACUCUGCUGCUGGCGGAAAGGAGGGCGAGAAGUUGGCUAAUGCCGGAAGCCCCGGAGAGAUUGCCAAACUGAGAAAGCAGUUGGCCCAGAAGACCCAGGAUUUCGAGACUUUGAAGAAGCAGUCUGAGGGCUUAAGCAGGGAAUAUAAUAGAUUGGGUGAUGAGAAGACCGAGGCCGAUGUUACGCCUAAGAAGGACAGGUAG